Messenger RNA from Fomitopsis serialis, 867 nucleotides. RefSeq lists its product as uncharacterized. NCBI's taxonomy places the organism in Eukaryota, Fungi, Basidiomycota, Agaricomycetes, Polyporales, Fomitopsidaceae. Bases 1 to 867 code for a protein of 288 amino acids. The record is from RefSeq and is a predicted model, not a curated record. The transcript is spliced from 7 exons.
AUGCUCUAUGCUGGGCCUGGAACCCACUUGAUCUCCUCCAUGCCAAUCAUCGUCGUCCCCGUCCUCGUCCCGCGCUUCCUCAGUAUCUACCACUGUCGAGCCACGACGCGUCGCUCACUCAAGUCGUUCACGCUCGCAGGCAUCGCCGACUGCCUCGGUCCCGCUAUCUCCGCGUUCAUGUACGCGCCCUUCGACGAGGAGACGAUGGCGUUCAUCCAGCGCACCAUCGAGAAGGAUCUCGCGGCGCACCUCAACCUGACUGCUGGUGCGGGUGCAAGCAGGGCGGUGGGCAAGGCACCGAGCUUCUGGGAGAUAUACAGAACGAAAGCGCCGAACAACGUCGCGCCGGCGUGCCUGCAUGACCCGAUGUUCGCGAUCACGGUCACGAAUGAAGCCCUGAAUGCGUUCCUUGAGAGCGGUGAUCAUCGGUCUCCCGUCUCUACACCGUCGUCUACGUUUCCUAUUCACCGCGUCAGCAUCGCCCUCAUCAGCACAGCUGAAGACGAUGUUCUACGACAAGUCGCGUUUGAGGGCGCCUUGCCGCAGGCGACGAACGACAGUUCCUUCCACCCGAUCAUCUACCGCCAGGAAACCUUGCGAACACUCAUCCUCGUCAAUCGUGCGGCGAUUCUUCAUAGGGAGGCCGUCAUCGGUCGCAUCUCGUCAAAAAUCGGUGAUGCGGGUUCCAAACACAAAUUCCCGUCGAUUGUCGAUCGCCCGAUCCUGCGGGCGCAGGAGCGAGUUCGCACGGCGGUCCCCGUGGAGCACAGUAUGGUGCGUAAAUGGGCCUACGUCUUCGAUGAGAAGCUCCGCGUCCUCGAGGAGUAUGGGCAUCAGGGCGUGCAUAUCGCUGUUCAGGCCACGUGA